Aspergillus pseudonomiae is the source of this 1631-nucleotide messenger RNA. Its product is annotated as glycoside hydrolase family 28 protein. Gene Ontology annotation, molecular function: polygalacturonase activity. Lineage: Eukaryota; Fungi; Ascomycota; Eurotiomycetes; Eurotiales; Aspergillaceae. The coding region runs from base 465 to 1568 and encodes 367 amino acids. Gene Ontology annotation, cellular component: extracellular region. The transcript has 4 exons. Gene Ontology annotation, biological process: pectin catabolic process. The record is from RefSeq and is a predicted model, not a curated record.
CAGGGACCGAGUUCCCUCAGAGUGAGACAAGCAUGAGACAAAGCGUCGGAUAUGGGCCAGGGGAUCCGGCAGAUGAGCACCGGAUCUUGGCCUGAACCCUAAGGGCUCAUGGGUCCGCUAUGCCCUAAAUGCCUUCUAAGGCUGCGAUCCGUCGUCAGAGGUUGAUGAUACUGAUAAUAGCACGGUGGAACAGCUUCGCAGUGGAGAUUCCCAUUCCACCAAUGAUGGGAUCAUUUCGGCAGCAUGGAAAACAGGCCCACGCUGCCGCCAAGCUCAAGAUCCGAAGCUUAAGUAUGGAGAACCAUGAGGUAUAAAAACUCUCGUUGUCCAGGGCUUUCAGGGAAUUCCUCAUCUUCAAAUCACUGCUUUCAUUCCUUUGCUUUCCUUUUUUUCUGUUGAACAGGCCCCAUACAUUCAUUUAUUCAUUCCUGUACGUUCUGUUGACCAGAACCCAUUCAUUCGCUAUGCAUUUCCAAGCUCUCGGUCUCGUCGCCCUUGGCGCUCUCGCUGCUGCUGCCCCAGCCCCUUCUCGUACCUCUGAAUUGGUUGAGAGGGGUUCCUCUUGCACCUUCACCUCUGCUGAGCAGGCUUCUGCUAGCGCCAAGAGCUGCUCCAACAUCGUCCUCAAGAACAUCGCUGUCCCCGCUGGAAAGACUCUUGACCUGUCCAAGGCCAAGGACGGUGCCACUAUCACCUUCGAGGGCACUACCACCUUCGGCUACAAGGAGUGGAAGGGACCCCUGAUCCGCUUCGGUGGUAAGGACAUCACCAUCACCCAGGCCUCCGGUGCUGUCAUUGACGGCCAGGGCUCCCGCUGGUGGGACGGCAAGGGCACCAACGGUGGAAAGACCAAGCCCAAGUUCAUCUACGCCCACAAGCUCCAGUCCUCGACCAUCAAGGGCUUGCACGUCAAGAACUCCCCCGUCCAGGUCUUCAGUGUCCAGGGCAACGACGUCCACCUGACCGACAUCACCAUCGACAACUCCGAGGGUGACAGCAAGGGAGGCCACAACACCGACGCCUUCGACGUCAGCGAGAGCAACGGUGUCUACAUCACUGGUGCCAACGUCAAGAACCAGGAUGACUGCCUGGCCAUCAACUCUGGCGAGAACAUCGAAUUCACCGGCGCUACCUGCUCCGGCGGCCACGGUAUCUCCAUCGGCUCCAUCGGCGGUCGCGACAACAACGUCGUCAAGAACGUCAAGAUUGCCGACUCCACCGUCGUUGACUCCGACAAUGGUAUCCGCAUCAAGACCAUCUCCGGUGCUACUGGCUCCGUCAGCGGUGUGACCUACGACAACAUCACCCUCAAGAACAUCAAGAAGAAGGGUAUCGUCAUCCAGCAGGACUACAAGAACGGCGGCCCCACCGGCAAGCCCACCACCGGUGUCCCCAUCACUGACCUCACUGUCAACGGUGUUACUGGCUCCGUUGCCAGCAAGGCCACCCCCGUCUACAUCCUCUGCGGCAAGGGCAGCUGCUCUGACUGGACCUGGAAGGGCGUCAGCCUCUCCGGUGGCAAGAAGUCCGAUGAGUGCCAGAACGUUCCUUCCGGCGCUUCUUGCUAAGCGGAUCGUGGGUGAUCACGGGCUGGUCUCUGGUAUAUAGAUCGCCGGGGCGCAGGCCUGGAC